UCGAGCCGUUUUAGGUUUUUUUUCAUAGUUGUGUAUAAAAAAGCUCUUCGUCUUCUUCGUCGCGAUCAACUCGUUUUUGUUUUGAGCAGCAGCAGCAGCUAUGGUAAACGUCAGAUUCUACCGCAACUAUGGCAAAACGUUCAAGAAGCCACGGCGUCCUUACGAGAAAGAGCGUCUCGACGCCGAGUUAAAGCUUGUUGGAGAAUACGGUCUUCGUUGCAAGAGAGAGCUUUGGAGGGUUCAGUAUGCACUUAGCCGUAUCCGUAACGCUGCGAGAGAACUUUUAACUCUUGAUGAGAAGAACCCUCGUCGUAUCUUUGAAGGUGAAGCUCUUCUUAGGAGAAUGAACCGAUAUGGUCUUCUUGAUGAAAGCCAGAACAAGCUUGACUACGUUCUUGCUUUGACUGUUGAGAAUUUCCUUGAACGUCGUCUCCAAACUAUUGUCUUCAAGUCUGGUAUGGCCAAGUCCAUUCACCACGCCCGUGUUCUUAUCCGACAGAGGCACAUCAGGGUUGGGAGGCAACUUGUGAAUAUUCCAUCGUUCAUGGUGAGAGUGGAGUCGCAGAAACACGUAGACUUUUCUCUGACCAGUCCUUUCGGUGGUGGUCGACCUGGAAGAGUGAAGAGAAGGAACGAGAAAGCCGGGGCCAAGAAAGCUUCUGGUGGUGAUGGAGAUGAGGAUGAUGAAGAGUGAAAGUACCAAACCCCUAAAACCCUUAAGAUAAACGACCACCUAAAACCUACCAAUAUGCUUUUAGUUAAUAAUAUUUUGGUCUUGUUACCUCUUUUUGUGAGAUCUUUGGUUUGUUAACUAGUAGAAAAAGUGAAGUGUGUUGGUUUGGUGAUGCAAUAUAGUUUUUACUUUUUAUGUAGUGGACCAUUGUGUUCUUGAACCAUGUCACUUUCGGAUCCUUCUUAUAUAGUAGUGACUAGUGAGUAUUA
Messenger RNA from Camelina sativa (false flax), 942 nucleotides. RefSeq names its product small ribosomal subunit protein uS4y. The record is from RefSeq and is a predicted model, not a curated record. NCBI's taxonomy places the organism in Eukaryota, Viridiplantae, Streptophyta, Magnoliopsida, Brassicales, Brassicaceae. Gene Ontology annotation, molecular function: rRNA binding; structural constituent of ribosome. Gene Ontology annotation, biological process: translation; ribosomal small subunit biogenesis. Gene Ontology annotation, cellular component: cytosolic small ribosomal subunit.